AUGUAAUAAAAAGACCAUAUAAACUUAUUUUUUACUGGUUAAAAUCUAAAAGAAACUGACCUUCUCAGAAAAUCUGUCCUCUUCUUAAAAUUAUAUUUAAUAGAUAAUAAAAAGCGUUAUUUAUUAGGCCAAACAGAGCCUUAAUAAAACAUCUAAUGUUUCACAUGGACCACUCCAAUAUAGAUUGAGUAUAUUUUCUAGAAAAAGCAAAAACUAGAAUUCGAAAUAUAUGAUAAAGAUAUAACAAAUGACGAUCUAAUAGCUAAAGGCAAAUGUAAAUUAGGUCAAAUAAUGGUAGAUCGUGCGAAUAAAUUCGAAGUAUAAUUAAAAUCAAAGGACGGUAAAAAAGACUAAG
Messenger RNA from Ichthyophthirius multifiliis, 355 nucleotides. RefSeq lists its product as hypothetical. Gene Ontology annotation, cellular component: plasma membrane. Gene Ontology annotation, biological process: cellular response to calcium ion. The transcript has a single exon. Lineage: Eukaryota; Ciliophora; Oligohymenophorea; Hymenostomatida. The annotation marks the transcript as partial. Gene Ontology annotation, molecular function: calcium-dependent phospholipid binding. The record is from RefSeq and is a predicted model, not a curated record.